GGUCCUAACUUUUUUAAGUCAGUUACACAAAAAGGUAGAUCGGUCAAAUUUGAACUGGAAAAGUCAACUUUUGUUAACUGCUAGUUAGUCAAACUAGUUCUUAAGACACAGUCUUAAUUAACAUAGCGGCUAAGUUUAUGCAACUGGCCCCAAGACCAGAUGAUUUUUUAUGAUGUCCUAAUAAAACCAUAGAAUUCAAAAGUGUGUACUUUCUUUUUGUUUGUUUUUUUGUGUGGAGUUUUUGCUCUUUAAAUGUUUGUGCAGGGAUUGGUUGCUGCAGACAGAACGUCAUUGGCUGUGCCUGCGGCUGCUCCGUUUAAAAGGGCGGCGCUCUCGGAAGAUGGCGAGCUCAUUCUGGCGUUGGCCUGCUGGCGUGAGGAGCUCCGGAUUCCUUCUCCCGUCGGCAGAUCUUGAACCACUGUUCCUGUUUUUGUUUGAAGUUAUUUAAUUAAGUUUCUGUUUAUGCUUUAGGAGCGUAGGGGUGUCCUGCCAUUUAUUUUGACUUUGUUUGCGAUUUGUUUAUUUUAGGGAGUUAGGGAAGUUUUUUGAAAAAUGAAACUCUUAAUGAUCAUUUACUAAAUAAAUAAAUAAUGUAAGGUUACAACAUAUUGUAAACAAACCACAAGUUAGGCCUAAAUUAGACUUUAACCCUUCCCCGUGAAUCAUGGGAAGUGUUGUUUGCAUCUCUCCCUUUCUCAUGUAUUUUGCUGUCAUUGUUUUUGUAGCACAGCCAAAUCAAACAAAUGUUUCUUUUAUCAUGACUGUUAGACCCUUGCUCUGUCAAUAGAGAGGCAUUGCAAUUGUAGCCACAUAAAAACUAAGGAGAGAAAAAAACCCUCUCAUUUUAGUAAAAGUGCUAUUGACAUCUGCAUGUCUGCCAUGGCUGGAAAAGUUCUUAUAAUUUGCCUGCUGUGGGCAUGUGUGAGUGUUUGUGAAUGUGAGCCGGCCAUGUUUGGAGAGGUGUCUUCUCCACAGUAUCCUCAACCAUAUCCAGCAGAUACCUUGGAACAGUGGGACCUGGAGGUGCCGCAGGGGUAUCAGAUCCAGCUAACGUUCAAUCACCUGGACAUUGAGCCCUCUCCAAACUGUUACCAUGAUUCUCUCAUUGUUGUGUUUGAUAAGAAGGUUCUGCGGAAGUUUUGUGGCCAGAAUUCCACAGACAGGUUUCACCCUGGUGACAAGCCCAUCGUGGUGUCUGGUAACCGUCUCCGGCUCAUUUUUCUAACUGAUGAUUCAAACUCCAAAUCCCACAUGGGAUUUACUGCAUCCUACCAGGCUGUUGAUCCAAAGCCCCUGCUAAAUGGAGGCGUUCGGGUUAUCAACGGAUCAAACAAUGAGUAUCAUUCAGUCGUUGAGUAUUACUGCAAUGAGCCUUACUACACAUUUGAAGGAACUCGUAAUGUAAGAUACACCUGUGCUGAAGACCAGAAAUGGACAGCGGAUGACAGCAAAGACAAUAUUCCUCCUUGUGUUCCUGUGUGUGGAAUGAAUACAGAGGUCUCUUUUGGUGCCAGAGUCUUUGGUGGGAAUCCAGCCAGACCUGGGCAGAUUCCCUGGCAGCUCUUACAUGAUUCAUAUUCCAGCGGUGGUGCGUCUCUGAUCAGUGAUUACUGGGCUCUAACAGCUGCUCAUUUAGUAGAUAGUUAUGAAAACACCAGCAUGAAUUGGUUAGGGGGAAUAAUUGAUAGUAAAGACAAAAAAGCAGUCAUUAUGGAGAAAGAGAAGAUCAUAAUUCACCCAAAUUAUACUAGAGUUGGUGAAGGUAAAAAACUAAACAACUUUGAAAAUGACAUUGCACUGAUCAAAAUGUCUGCCAGGGUGCCACUCGGUCCAAACAUCAGGCCAGUGUGUCUGCCAAACAAAACACAUGAACCUGUAAUGGAGGGCACAAUGGGUACAAUAUCGGGUUUUGGAAAGUUUGAGCGGGGCUUAAGUAAAAUUUUACGUUAUGGGCAUGUUCAGGAAUAUCCUCCUGACAAGUGUAAUCCAGGGAAUGUGCCUGUCACUGAAAACAUGUUCUGUGCUGGAGAUGAUGUUAAAAGGGUUGAUAGUUGCGCAGGUGAUGGUGGAAGUCCUCUGUUCUUCCCCAUGUUGGGCUAUGGAUCUAAAGAGCAACCCUACGAGGUGAGGGGCAUUGUGUCAUGGGGUUCUUCUAAAUGUGGUAAUAAAUACUCUAAAAGUUUCUACACAAAAGUGCAGAACUACCUGGACUGGAUCAGAGAAACAAUGGCAAACAAUUGACAUGACAUGAGCUCUCUGUCAGUCAUUAUUCAGUACAGUUAUGCAUUAUUGUGAAAUAAAACAAGCAAUAAAAAAAUGAAACGUUUUUUAUACACA
Molecule: messenger RNA, 2337 nt
Organism: Ctenopharyngodon idella (grass carp)
Lineage: Eukaryota; Metazoa; Chordata; Actinopteri; Cypriniformes; Xenocyprididae
Product: calcium-dependent serine proteinase-like
Exons: 6
Coding region: 871-2241 (456 amino acids)
Biological process (GO): proteolysis
Molecular function (GO): serine-type endopeptidase activity
Source: RefSeq, a predicted model, not a curated record